Oryzias melastigma (Indian medaka) is the source of this 2941-nucleotide messenger RNA. RefSeq names its product mannan-binding lectin serine peptidase 1 (gene masp1). Gene Ontology annotation, cellular component: blood microparticle; extracellular region. The transcript has 12 exons. Gene Ontology annotation, biological process: zymogen activation; complement activation. Bases 448 to 2724 code for a protein of 758 amino acids. Lineage: Eukaryota; Metazoa; Chordata; Actinopteri; Beloniformes; Adrianichthyidae. Gene Ontology annotation, molecular function: serine-type endopeptidase activity; calcium ion binding. The record is from RefSeq and is a predicted model, not a curated record.
CAUCUGACAGUUUCCGUUUCAAUUACAAUUCUGACCAGAAACAGCAGAAAAAACGACAGAGGAAUGGAGUUAAAGUUCCUUUAAAAUGAGUUCAAAGCAAACCAUGUGUUGAAAUUACAUUUAAACACUGUUUAGGAAGUUGCAUUUUCAAAAUAAAAGCUCUCAUUGCACAUUCAUUGUAUUCUCAUCAAACACAGUUUAGAUGCAGCAGAUUUAGUUUGUAUUUAAUGUUUUAUUUUAACAUAUAUUGAAUUGAGGUUUUUAAUGUCGAAUUCUAAAUUGUUAAAUGUAUUUUCAUUUGCAAAUUAGUCAAAUGAGAUUCGGAAUUGACUCUGGGAAGCUUCCGUAGUCUCAGGCCUGCAGGGGGCGCUCUGCCGCGCCUCGGUCAGUCAGUCAGUCAGGGAGGGGUGACCGCGGGGCUGAAGACUCAUCUUCGUCUUCUUCAUCAUGAGGUUUCUCGUCUUUUCGUCAUUCUUGGCGCUGGGAUUGGCCUCCAGCCCGCCGUCCGUCUCACAAAUGUACGGCAGCCUGGAGUCACCAAACUUCCCGGAGCCGUACCCCCAGCUACUGGAGCGGCGCUGGAACGUCCGGGUUCCUGCCGGGUUCCGGAUCCAGCUGUCCUUCAGCCACUUCGACCUGGAGCCGUCUUACCUGUGCGAGUACGACUACGUACAGGUAGAGGCUGAGGGGGGGGUCCUGGCGCGGUUCUGUGGGCGGGAGCAGACGGACACUGAGGCGGUGCCGGCCCGGCAGGUCGUCACCUCCCCCAAGAACACCUUAACGGUUCUGUUCGUUUCUGACUUCUCCAACGAGGACCGGUACGCUGGCUUCCGGGCCCACUACAGCGCCACGGACGUGGACGAGUGUGGGGGCGGCGCCGGCGAACCCCCCUGUGAUCAUUUCUGCCAUAACUACAUUGGGGGGUACUACUGCUCGUGUCGCUAUGGUUACCGGCUGCACUUGGACAAUCACACCUGUACAGUGGAGUGCAGUGGUGUUGUGUUCAGGGAACGCUCCGGCGUUUUGAGCAGCGUGGACUUUCCCGCCCCCUACCCUAAGAACUCCAACUGCUCGUACCGCAUUGAAGUGGAGGAGGGCUUCAAGCUCCGCCUCUUCUUUGCUCCAGAGUUUGACGUGGAGGACCACCCUGACAUUGUCUGCCCGUACGACCACAUAAAGGUGGAAGCAGGAAGUGAAGAGUUCGGCCCGUUCUGCGGUGGACGAUCACCAGGACUCGUCCAGACCGACACCAACGUCCUGACUCUGAGAUUUCACACCGAUGACUCGGGAGAAAACUCCGGCUGGAGUCUCACCUACUCCACCACAGGAAGUCAGUGUCCUGUACCCGAGACUCCGCCCCAUGCAAUGCUGGAACCGGUCCAAUCAGAAUAUUUUUUUAAAGACCACAUCCUGUUCACCUGUCUUCCUGGCUACUGCAUGAUGAAGGACGGUGAUGCUCUGAGUCAUUAUCAAAUCAACUGUCAGGCCAACGGGUCAUGGAGCGGCACAACACCUCAUUGUCGGAGGAUCGACUGUGGCAGUCCGUGGGAAGUGGAUUCUGCUUAUAUCGUGUUUGGUAGCCAUGACAACAGCACCCUGUUUGGAGCCACCGUAGCGUACGUGUGCCGGGGCAACAGCGGCCAGCCGAGCAACAGUAAGAGUUCACACCGAGAGACGUCCUCACUUGAACGUACCCGUCUUCAUCCGGUGGUUCCUUGUUCUGUUGCAGCGUCAUUCCGGUGCGGUCCGACUGGAGAAUGGACGGAUGCCGAAGGAGGAACCAGAGCUCCCAGCUGUCACUCAGCCUGUGGUCAGCCGUCCCGGGCCCUCCCAACUGUGGUGAAGCGAAUUGUGGGUGGUCAGAGUGCAGUGUCCGGCCUCUUCCCCUGGCAGGCUCUGCUUAGCGUGGACGACCGGUCCCGGGUCCCUCAGGAUCGAUGGUUUGGUUCUGGAGCCCUGCUCUCAGACUUGUGGGUCCUCACGGCCGCCCACGUCCUGCGGUCCCGCAGGAGGGACGCCAGCGUGGUUCCGGUGGCUCCGGAGCAUGUCCAGGUCUUCCUGGGUCUCCACCGGAUCAGAGACAAGCACCGCUCCAACAGCCGCUCCGUGGACCGGAUCCUGCUGCACCCCCACUUUGGGCCCAGCAACUACAACAACGACAUCGCCCUGCUGAAGCUGGUGCGGCGCGUUGAGUUCAGCUCGAACGUCCGUCCAGUCUGUCUGCCCCCCGCUCCCCAUCAGGAACUCCUGGUUCCCUCCCCCGACUCCCUGGGUGUGGUUGCUGGUUGGGGCGUCUUCACUCCUACUGGCUCCGCCUCGUCCCCGCUGCUGUCUGACCCCGGCGUGGCUGAGCCCGGCGCGGUGGCGGAUGUCCUUCAGUACGUGAAGCUGCCGGUGGUGUCCCAGGACGAGUGCCGGGCCAGCUACGCCGCGCACUCCAUCGGCUACAACAUCACCGACAGCAUGUUCUGCGCCGGCUUCCCAGAGGGGGGGCGGGACACCUGCGUGGGGGACAGCGGGGGGGCGUUUGUGGUUGAGGACGAAGUCACCCGGAGGUGGGCGGUGCUUGGGUUGGUGUCAUGGGGCGGACCGGAUGAAUGCGGCGCUCAGAGGAUGUAUGGCGUCUACACCCGGGUUAGCCGCUUCCUGGAGUGGAUCCAGAACCAGCUUCGCAGGCCCCCCCAGGAGAGAGACGGCGACCACCUCUCCGCCCUCCCACAUUAAAAGAGGCGUGUCUUUACAAGCUCCGCCCUUGGAAGGUGAAAGUGUCCAGAGUCCAGACCCGAAAGUGUCUGUGCUCCGAAGCUGCUGUGACACGGCCACACGUACAUACACACACGUGCACACACGAGCACACACAUACACGUGCACACACAUACACGUGCACACACAUACACACACGAGCACACACAUACACACAUGAGCACACACGUGCACGCAC